Messenger RNA from Saccostrea cuccullata (small rock oyster), 2007 nucleotides. RefSeq names its product neuronal acetylcholine receptor subunit alpha-7-like. Bases 394 to 1896 code for a protein of 500 amino acids. Gene Ontology annotation, cellular component: neuron projection; plasma membrane; postsynaptic membrane. Gene Ontology annotation, molecular function: acetylcholine-gated monoatomic cation-selective channel activity; transmembrane signaling receptor activity. Lineage: Eukaryota; Metazoa; Mollusca; Bivalvia; Ostreida; Ostreidae. The record is from RefSeq and is a predicted model, not a curated record. The transcript has 12 exons. Gene Ontology annotation, biological process: monoatomic ion transmembrane transport; regulation of membrane potential; signal transduction.
UGAUCGAAAUUAUGUAAGUGUUGUGCAGAAGUUUUACUAAAAUGUCCGAGACAGUUAAAUUGAAAUAAACAUAUAGCAUGAUUUCAGUGCUGGCUUGUGUAUAUGUAUCAGGAAUUGCCGCAGGAUUUGUUAGAAAUUCACCAAGCAUCAUAGACGUUCAAAAGACAUCACAAGUUACUAAUGGAAAUACACAAAGCACAAGUCAUGUCGAGAAUUCAACGUCACCACCACUGCUAUCUAGUACAAUAGAGAAUGACGUCACAACUUUUAAAUCACACCGUCAGCCUUGUACCCCGGAAGAAAUUCAGCGUCAGGCAUGUCUAAACAAUGGGACCUGCUUUGUGUUGUUGAUAGAGGGGCGUUCUACACAUUGUCUAUGCCGAACGCAUUAUUAUGGAUCCAGAUGUUAUUUUUAUUAUCCGUUUUGUGAACCCAGGUGCUGCAAUGGCUGCGGUUAUUCUUCUUGAUGACUUUCUGUUAAUCAUCUGUAUUUUCUUGAGUCUUCUAGUGAAAGAAACAAUACAAGGACAAAACGAGCGCCACCUGCUUCACUUUCUCUUCAUGGAGAACCAGUACGAUCCUCUGGAAAGACCAGUCGCCAAUGAGACAAAGCCAAUCAUUGUAAAGUUUGGAAUUACACUGCAACAAAUAAUAGACAUUGAUGAAAAGAAUCAGAUUCUGUACUCCAACAUUUGGUUACAAAUGAAAUGGCAUGAUGUUAACUUGGUCUGGGAGCCGCGGGAAUUUGGUGGAAUACAGGAACUCAGAAUUCCGGCCAAAAAAGUAUGGAAGCCAGAUGUGCUGCUUUAUAACAGCGCGGACGAUGAUUUUGACGGAACUUACCACUCAAACAUCAUAGUAAAUAACAGAGGGGAAGUCAAAUGGAUUCCUCCAGGAAUGUUCAAGAGCACCUGUCAGAUCGACAUCGCUUGGUUUCCAUUUGAUGAGCAGAAAUGCGACCUCAAAUUUGGUUCCUGGACAUAUGAUGGCCGUUUUCUCGACCUCAUUUUUGACGGAUCUUCAAAUGGCGAUGCUUCUGACUUCAUAAGGAAUGGAGAGUGGGAUCUAUUAGGUGUUCCGGGGGUGAGGAACCAGAAGUCAUACGAGUGUUGUCCUGAGAUUUAUAUCGAUAUUACCUACACGAUCCAUGUUCAGCGCCGGACGCUGUAUUAUGGCUUUAAUAUCAUCAUACCCUGUGUCCUCAUCUCCUCCAUGUCUCUCCUCCUGUUUAUGUUACCACCCGACUCCGGCGAAAAAAUAUCUCUAGGAGUGACGAUUCUGUUGUCUCUUAUGGUAUUCCUGUUACUGGUAGCAGAGACGAUGCCACCCACUUCUGACGCUGUUCCUUUGAUUGGUAUAUACUUCUGCUGUAUCAUGAUCAUGUGUUCCAUGUCCAUGAUGUUCACAGUUAUCGUUCUUAAUUUUCAUUAUCGGGGACCAGAAACUCACAGUAUCCCUUCUUGGGUAAACGAAUGGAUCAACGGACGACUUGCCUGGCUACUAUUCAUGAAACGUCCAGGACAGCAAAAACACAAACACACCAACGAUACGAUAGAGAGGACGCGUCUCCAUGACAUCGUGGUCCAAGAACGACAAUCCAGGUGUCUGCUAUCGGGACUAGAAUUUGAAGAUGAAAUCCGAAUGGAAAACGGAGCUGUCCCCAAACCCGGAGAUUCACCAUUCCUAAGCACAAAAUCAGACCUUUUAUCGAUUUUAAGAGAACUGAGAAAAAUUACAACGAGGUGUAAGAGAGAGGAGGAAGAGGUGAUAGUGCGGGGGGAAUGGCGGUUCGCUGCCAUGGUGAUUGACCGCCUCUGUCUCUGGAUUUGUGUGACCUUUACUGUUAUAUCUACUUUAGCUGUUCUGUUUUCCGCCCCGAAUUUAGUGACAACGUAAAGAUAGUCUACUACAUUAAGGAGAACAAUAUGAAAAUUUUUUAACACACUCAUUUUUACUUUGUAUUUUCACAUUGUAUUUGAAACUUCCAUUGUGAAUAAAUGGUAAUAA